This is a messenger RNA of Phymastichus coffea, 1407 nucleotides long. RefSeq lists its product as uncharacterized. The coding region runs from base 195 to 1262 and encodes 355 amino acids. The record is from RefSeq and is a predicted model, not a curated record. The transcript is spliced from 4 exons. Gene Ontology annotation, biological process: rRNA processing. NCBI's taxonomy places the organism in Eukaryota, Metazoa, Arthropoda, Insecta, Hymenoptera, Eulophidae.
UUGGAGUGUAUGUACAAUUUUUCCGAAGUAACCUGAUAAUUUGUAUUACAUAUAAUAGUUCGUAUUAUAGCUAAAUAUUAUUGUGGAUAUACUUUAAAUGUCAAAUAAACUUACAACUGAUAAAAAUAAUUAAAAGAAUAAAUUUUCCGAUUUUCUUUUCUUUCGAGGUUUCAACGUGUGAUACUCAUUCAAUCAUGAUUAAAUUAGUGAAUGUCACAAUGCAAGUACGAUUUAUGGCUACCGGUACAAAACUGCAACAGGCAAUGCAGUUAGGACGAAUAUUCAAUAAAGUGAUGCAGUCAGAUCGUACAAAAAAAAAUCUUAAGGCAGCAACAGAACCUCCUCCAGUAGUUAAUUUCAAUAGAGGACCAGUAAAAGCUACUACUCAUAAAAAUCGACGUGUAACAGUUUUAAAUAAAGUUUUUAUGAAAUAUAUAACAGAUUUUAUGGCAACUGGUGAAGUUGGAUCAAAAUUAGUCAACAAAGGAAUUGAAAUUUCUCAUGUAAAUGUUGCAUCUGACUUCAGUGUAGUACAUGUUUAUUGGUUUUCACAAAGUGGCAAUAUUACUGAUGGAUCAGUGCAAAAGUUACUCCACGAAUCAGCAGGUCACUUACAGCAUGAGCUAUCACAACUGCGUGUAAUCGGCAUAGUCCCUCCAAUAAAUUUUAUUAAAAACAAACAGUACAGCGUUGUCAAGGAAGUAGAAGAACUUUUAGCUAAAGUAGAUUUUGGAGAAGACUAUACACCAACAGCUCACAUAAUGAAUGCUAAAGUACCAACUUUGGAAACAUCUUUGUCUGCAGAGCUCAAAACUAAAAUUUUCAAAGUUGAUGGUACUAAUUGCAAUUCAAAUAACAAUGAAAUCUAUAAAUUUGUAAUACCAGAAAUGAGACAAGAUGUUAUGGGAUUUGAUCAUUCAAAAGUUAUGGAAAGGAUCAUGGGAUCAAUAAACAAAGCACAGAUGGCUGAACAAAAUAGAGACACAGAUGUAACAAGUGAGCCAAAAGGCUGUGAGGAACCCACCUCAGAAGUUGUUAUUGAUUUUAUAUCUAACAGAGAACAAAAUAAAUUAUUUGCUGAUUUUCUGAAAAAACGUAAAAUUGAAGAGAAAAAAAAGCAGCGUUCAAUAAACUUACUUGAAGUGAAAAUGCAAGAGGAAAUGCAUUGGCUUGAAAGAAUCAACGAUGACUGGGAGACUAUGGGAGAUAUAAAUAUCGAUGAUGGAGAUAAUAAUCACGAUUUAAGCUCAAAAGACCGUUAAUUUCAACAAAAUUUAAAUAAGUUUAAAAUAUUUGAAGUGAAAAUCGUAUCGUUGUUAAUAAUGAAUAAUAUUAUUUAGUAUAAACAACAAUUGUAAAUAAUAAUAUAUUGAUUAUAAUAAAUUUUGAAGAGAUUUUGGAAUGAUU